UUACCUAAGCCCCUCCAAGCAACCAAUCAAGCUGGAGGUGAACCUUGGGCUGUAAGCACGACCUCGAAUUUCUUGCAAUCCCAGCCAGGCCGCCUGUUGUACCGCCUAGUCCCUACUGUCGGGUAUCUUUGCCUGACUAGUGGCUGCUGGCCGCACUGCUAGCUGCACAGGAACUGUACCUAGGUACCUAAGUUCCAGGUGGAAUUAAUUGGAUGAAAAUGGGCAGCGGUGUCUCCUAAUAAGUCCUGGCCUUGUGAAUCAUUUCUCGCUGUGCCCCUCUCUUCGUUUGCUACCUACCAUCCAUGCACCCCUCCCCUCGACUUGGCCACGCCUGAUCGAACACACAUAUUUAAGUGCUCACACGCAUUCCAACAGACACAACCAGUGCUAACAACCUUGCCCACCCAUUUCUACCUGUCACAACUUCCACGGCUUGUGAGGAGGAUUUACAACAGACUCCCAAACCAACCCACUGAAUAGUCCAUCCUGCUGUACAUCAUGGCAGGUGGUCCUGGAGGAAACUCACGCGGCCGUGGCGGCAAGUUCAAGAAGCCCACGCGCGGAGGCGGCAAACACUUCUCUCGCGACCUUCGACCCCUCGAUGCCGACGGCAAUGAGGUUUCCAUGUGGAGCGUCGACGCCAACAAGAAGGGCGAGUCUGACUCUGACGAGUCCGAGGAGGAGUCGGAAGAAGAGUCCGACGACGGCGCCGGCCCAUCCAACGCCGCCGCCCAGGAGCUCAGCCGUGAAGACCGCAAGAAGGAGAAGAAGGCCCGCAAGGAUGCCGCCAUCGCCAGGGCAAAGGCCGCCGCUGUUCAGGUCGGCGACCUGCCCCCAAGCGACGGCGAGUCUGAAGACGACGAGGACGACGACAUGCCCGCCAACCCGAACCACUCCAAGGCUGCGCGCAAGCAGCUUGAGCCCGUCAGUGUCGACGACGCGGCCGAGGCUGUUUCCGGGCUGAGCAUCAAGCAGCCGCAGAGCCGGCGCGAAAGGGAGACUCUCGAGGCCGCGCAGGCCCAGGCCCGCUACAGGAAAUUGCACGAGGAGGGCAAGACCGACCAGGCCAAGGCCGACCUGGCGCGGCUGGCGGCCAUCCGCGAGAAGAGAGAGGCUGACAAGGCCAGGAAAGAGGCCGAACGCCAGGAGAAAGAGGAGCAGGAGAAGGCCAAGCGAGCCGAGAUCGAGGCCAAGGAGGCGAAGAAGCGAGAGGCGGCUCUCGGCAAGGGGGCGUCGGCCAAGAAAUCGGGCAAGAAGUCAAAAUAGGGCUCUGGCCUCGACGUGCGGCCUGUUGGAGGACAAGACUCUGUAGAGGAGAGAUGGGCCCUGCAUAGACGGCGGGCGGCUUUGGGUCAUACACAGCUGCAUCCCUAGUUCUUUGCCAUCUGGGCACUGCAGGACACGACGCGGGGUUUAAUGAAUAGACGCAGUCGCCCUGGGCCGAACGCUGUCAUGAACAGCAAUGCUUGCUUGAUAUGUGACACUGCAGCCGCGUGCUUGGGCACUUGAUUCUACAUGUUGGCAAGCCCGUCCGAGCCGACGCUCUCCUUCCAGAACUCGUCGAAAUCGAUGCCCUGUUCUUCAAACAAAUCUCUGAUCUUCUGCGCCACCUCGGCCUGCUUUUCUGGCCCGAACCCGCCCGGCUGUGAGGACUCGAACUGGACAAUCUCGAUCCAGCGGUAGAACAGGUCCUCCUUGCCUGCAGCAGCCAGCGCAUCCCGAAACGCAAAGACUUGGGUCCUCCGCUCAUCGACCGUCGCAUCGUCUGAUGAGGCGUCCCCUCUUGUUUCCUUCAGGUCCAAAGACAACCAGCCGUGGCCCUCGUGGUGCACCAGGACCAACAGCUUGAACGCAUCCAGCGCUACCGUCUUCUUGUCGACGAGGCUCGUGGCGCCGACCAUGGCAGCCCAGUCGAGAUCCCACUCGUUGUUCAUGGUCAGGUAGCCCGUCUUCUCGUUCAACAGCAUGGGGUUCACCGCGACGCCGAUGUUGGUCAAGAGCUGGGUCCUCGCCUCAAAGUCGUCCCCCUUGACGGCCUCCCUGACCUUGCCGUCCCAGGUCGGCCUGCUACGACGUACGUAGACCUCCUUGUCGCGGAAGCCGACGUUCCAGCGCCACUGUGCGGGGCUGCCGUGAGUCCUCCCGAAACAGAAUUCGACGGGCCAGGGCCACACAAAGACAAACAAGAGGAAGUCCAGCAGGAAGGUGAAGGCGCGGCGGGCUAUGAUCCAGGCUAUUGCGGCCCAUGGGGACUCGGAGGGGGCCACCGUUGUCUCGUUGCUGUGGCCGAGGGCCGAGGCGAGAAGGGCGAAGUACCAAGGGCUUACAUAGUAAACGCGCCAUGCAAAGAGCAGGGCAAUGGCAAUGUUGAUGGCGACGGGGACCAGGAAGAUCUUGCGCUUGAAAUCCGCGGGCUUGGAGUCGACGUGGGCUAUGUAGGCAUGAGCCGGGGAGAGGGAGCCGUAGAAAGGAGCCAGGGCCUCAGGGGCGCGCUUGAAGGGUUUUGGAGGCUCGGAGGAAGUUGAUGGCGAGGACUUUGGCUUCCUCGAGAGCACCUUCUUGGGCGGCAUACUGGCGGCUGUGGUGCGGUCUGGCGGGAGUUGAAAUCCCCAGAGGGAGUUUCCCAGAGGGCCCAGGUAAUGAGGCUGGGUGAGGGCUCGGAAGGGCCGGGUGCACGUUGCGGACAGUUGCUUGUGAGGGAUUCUGUAGGUUGCUGUUCAAACGGUGGGCCGGAAUGCCUGGAUGAUUUUCUAGAUGGUUUUC
Messenger RNA from Diaporthe batatas, 2763 nucleotides. RefSeq lists its product as uncharacterized. Bases 499 to 1266 code for a protein of 255 amino acids. Gene Ontology annotation, cellular component: cytosol. NCBI's taxonomy places the organism in Eukaryota, Fungi, Ascomycota, Sordariomycetes, Diaporthales, Diaporthaceae. Gene Ontology annotation, molecular function: RNA binding. The record is from RefSeq and is a predicted model, not a curated record. The transcript has 3 exons.